Bactrocera tryoni is the source of this 728-nucleotide messenger RNA. It is a transcript of the gene B9d1, whose product is annotated as B9 domain-containing protein 1. NCBI's taxonomy places the organism in Eukaryota, Metazoa, Arthropoda, Insecta, Diptera, Tephritidae. The record is from RefSeq and is a predicted model, not a curated record. Gene Ontology annotation, biological process: cilium assembly. Gene Ontology annotation, cellular component: MKS complex. The transcript is spliced from 3 exons. The coding region runs from base 104 to 688 and encodes 194 amino acids.
AUAAACAAACGGAAUUGCACUUUUGUAACGUUCAGGAAGCAGAACUGCAAAAUAAGAGACACAAGCAAAAACUAACAUUUUAUUCUAUAGAUCACUCUCUAACAUGUCUGAUUCACCAACUACGGCCAGUUAUUUCAAUAUCUUCAUUACUGGUCAAUUGGAAGCAAUGGAAUUUCCAUUAGGUCCAAAUGCAGCAGAAGUGUUUUGUCGCUAUGAAAUUGUGUACGGUCCGGAUUGGGAGUUGGUAUCCGGUGUACAAAGUGGUAUUUCGCAAACGGCAUCGAAUAGGAGUGGUUACUUUAAAGAUAAAAUAAUAUUCAACUUUCCUUUAGAGUGGACUUUUAAGAGUACAACACCUUUUGGUUGGCCACAAUUGAUUGUUUGUAUAUAUGGCAAAACACGUUGGGGUGCGGAAACAUCGUUGGGUUAUAGUCGUAUAAAUUUGCCGGUAUUUGGUUCGAAUGCCAACAACCCUAUAGUCACUCCUAUACUUUGUCCACAAAACAGCAAUAUGGUGUCCGAGCUUGCCAGUUGGAUAACUGGACGUAAUCCUGAAUUAAAAGACCCAAAGGCGUUAUUAAGCAAUGGCAAGUUGAAAGGCAUUUCAGCGGAGUCUUAUGGUGAGGUCAUCUUCAAACUUGCAACUAUAUUGAGAGGUACCGAUCGGUUAGGUUACGAUUGGGGUUGAAGCUUUUAAACUUCAAAGCUACUUUCAAGAUAACUUUGGA